Messenger RNA from Sorex araneus (European shrew), 3977 nucleotides. RefSeq names its product interferon regulatory factor 2 binding protein 2 (gene IRF2BP2). NCBI's taxonomy places the organism in Eukaryota, Metazoa, Chordata, Mammalia, Eulipotyphla, Soricidae. Bases 127 to 1899 code for a protein of 590 amino acids. Gene Ontology annotation, biological process: regulation of transcription by RNA polymerase II. The record is from RefSeq and is a predicted model, not a curated record. Gene Ontology annotation, molecular function: transcription corepressor activity. Gene Ontology annotation, cellular component: nucleus. The transcript has 2 exons.
CCGCUCCUGCGGCCGCCGCCGCCGCUGGUGGGAGAGACGCGGGCUUGCGGGGGGAGGCGGGCGCGCGUGGUGCCGGCGGGGGGCGGCGGCGCUCCCUCCUCCUCCGGCGCCACCGGCGGCUCGGACAUGGCCGCGGCGGUGGCGGUGGCGGCCGCGUCCCGGCGGCAGUCGUGCUACCUGUGUGACCUGCCCCGCAUGCCCUGGGCCAUGAUCUGGGACUUCACCGAGCCCGUGUGCCGCGGCUGCGUCAACUACGAGGGCGCCGACCGCGUCGAGUUCGUCAUCGAGACGGCGCGGCAGCUCAAGCGGGCGCACGGCUGCUUCCCGGAAGGCCGCUCGCCGCCGGGCCCCGCGGCCCCGGCCGCCGCCAAGCCCCCGCCGCUCUCGGCCAAGGACCUUCUCCUGCAGCAGCAGCAGCAGCAGCAGCUCGGCCACGGCGGCCCUGAGGCCAGCCCGCGCGCCCCGCAGGCGCUGGAGCGCUACCCGCUGGCGGCCGCCGCCGAACGCCCCCCGCGCCUCGGCUCCGACUUCGCGAGCAGCCGCCCGGCCGCCGGCCUGGCGCAGCCGCCGGCGCCGCAGCCGCCGCCGGUGAACGGCAUCCUGGUGCCCAACGGCUUCUCCAAGCUGGAGGAGCCGCCGCCCGAGCUGAACCGCCAGAGCCCGAACCCGCGGCGCGGCCACGCCGUGCCGCCCACCCUGGUGCCGCUCAUGAACGGCUCGGCCACGCCGCUGCCCGCCGCGCUCGGCCUCAGCGGCCGCGCCGCCGCCUCGCUCGCCGCCGUCUCGGGGGCCGCGGCCGGCGCCCUGGGCUCGGCCGCGCCCGCCGAACUGAGCGCCCACAAGCGGCCGGCGUCCGUGUCGAGCAGCGCGGCGGGGGAGCACGAGCCGCGCGAGGCGGCGGCCAAGGAGAAGGCGCCGCCGCCUGCCUCGCACCGCGGCCCCGCCGACAGCCUGGCCGCCGCGUCCGGGGCCGCCGAGCUGGGCAGCGAGGGCUCCGGCAAGGGCCGCGGGCCCGCCGAGCAGGACUGGGUCAACCGGCCCAAGACCGUGCGGGACACGCUGCUGGCGCUGCACCAGCACGGCCACUCGGGACCCUUCGAGAGCAAGUUUAAGAAGGAGCCGGCCCUGACUGCAGGCAGGUUGUUGGGUUUCGAGGCCAACGGGGCCAACGGGUCUAAAGCAGUAGCAAGAACAGCAAGGAAAAGGAAGCCUUCUCCAGAACCAGAAGGUGAAGUCGGCCCCCCUAAGAUCAAUGGAGAGACGCAGCCAUGGCUGUCCACAUCCACAGAAGGGCUCAAGAUCCCCAUUACUCCUACAUCUUCUUUUGUGUCUCCACCACCACCCACUGCCUCACCUCAUUCCAACCGGACCACACCCCCCGAAGCGGCCCAAAAUGGCCAGUCCCCUAUGGCAGCCCUAAUCUUAGUAGCAGACAAUGCAGGGGGCAGUCAUUCCUCGAAAGAUGCCAACCAGGUUCACUCCACUACCAGGAGGAAUAGCAGCAGUCCACCCUCUCCGUCCUCUAUGAACCAAAGAAGGCUAGGCCCUAGAGAGGUCGGGGGCCAAGGGGCAGGCAGCACUGGAGGACUGGAGUCAGUGCACCCUGCCAGCCUCCCGGACUCCUCUCUGGCAGCCAGUGCCCCCUUGUGCUGUACCCUCUGCCACGAGCGGCUGGAGGACACCCACUUUGUGCAGUGCCCGUCUGUCCCUUCGCACAAGUUCUGCUUCCCUUGCUCCAGACAAAGCAUCAAACAGCAGGGAGCUAGUGGAGAGGUCUAUUGUCCCAGUGGGGAAAAAUGCCCUCUUGUGGGCUCCAAUGUCCCCUGGGCUUUUAUGCAAGGGGAAAUCGCAACCAUCCUUGCUGGAGAUGUGAAAGUGAAAAAAGAGAGAGACUCGUGACUUUCCGGUUUCAGAAAAACCCAAUGGUUACCCUUAACUAAAACUGCUUGAAUUGUAUAUAUAUCUCCAUAUAUAUAUAUAUAUAAAUAUAUAUAUAUAUCCAAGACAAGGGAAAUGUAGACUUCAUAAACAUGGCUGUAUAAUUUUGAUUUUUUGAAUACAUUGUGUUUCUAUAUUUUUUUGACGACAAAAGGUAUGUACUUAUAAAGACAUUGUUUUCUUUUGUUAAUGUUAUUAGCAUAUCUUUGUGCUUUAUUAUCCUGGUGACAGUUACCGUUCUAUGUAGGCUGUGACUUGCGCUGCUUUUUUAGAGCACUUGGCAAAUCAGAAAUGCUUCUAGCUGUAUUUGUAUGCACUUACUUUAAAAAGAAAAAAAAAAAGCCAAAUACAUUUUCUGACGUUGUAAGAUUGCCUUACUGUCUGUUAUUCCUCCUUAUUGCUGGCCCCUUUCUCAGGCUGGAGGCCAAUUGGUGGAGAAGGAAAGGAAGUGAGUGAAAGGGGCACUGUUGCAAAGUGGGCAUGCCACUAGGGAGUGUCACCAAGUUUAUCCCAAAACGUUGUCCUCCUAGAGUAAUAGAAAAAUAUGAUUUUGAAUCUCUGUUUCGUUCUUCAAGUAUAAUUGCUGGGAUUAUUGAUGACUGCCUGAGAGUUGCUGCUGAGAGAUUUUCAGGAUUGUGUAGUGGGGGGAGGGGCAUUUUUUUAAGGCGAAAGUUGACCACUGUUCACUGCCCAUGUGAUCAGUUGUAAAGAUUACAAAUGCUGCAUGCUAGUUGGUUACAUAAUACCCAAUUCAGUGAAGGAAGGCAGUGAUCAUGGAUAGUGGUGUGUACAAGAUGGUACAGCCAUCUUUGAACAGAGCUGGGCUCUGCAGCGCCACCUCACCUUUUUAAAUACCCUAGAGCUGUAUGUUGUUGCUGUUGUCUUUUCCUUUGAGAAGAGUCACAAGUUACAGUCCAGGUGAAUUUGGAGAUAGUGGGAUUGGUUCAUUUCUGUUUUGGUUUUUUUCUGUGUUUUUUUUUUUUUUAAUCAUUUACCUGUAGUGCUAUUGCUGUUGAUACUAUCACCUACACCCUGUUUCUAGUGAGUGCUAAAUACAGUAUGGUACAAUGACAGUAACAACGCAUGGUGCUGCCAGGACUGCCCAUGGGCAUAUCAGUGACAGCCCAAAUGGGGGUGGAGGAAACCUGUGAUUUCCUUCUUACAUGUUUUUGAAAUACCAAGUGAAUAAUACUUUUUCUGGAAAAAAUGAUAAACUAGUGAAAAUUAAAGGGUUUUACAUAAUAGACCCCACCUUUCAAAACUAUUAUUAGAAGCUUUUUGUAAACUAAUUUCUUUUGAUCACUAUUUUGCAUCAGUAAAAUAAUUUUUAAACCAAUAAAUAAUCAGUUAUUAGAAAUAGUUGUCUCAGUGAUAUUGGUUUAUCUUUUGUGCCGUUUUGAUUUAACAUCAACAGGAACACUUUUAAAUCCUUUUAUAUUCAGGUGUUUGUAACUUGGCCCCAUAAUUAGGCUGAAUCAUGAUUUCAAGGUCUACAACUUACGUGUAUCGUUCACAACUUCCAUUUUAAUUAGAAAACAGAUUGUUAACCCACUUUGGAUUCUUUUUUUAGUUUUUGUUUAAUGGUCGAGCUAUUAACACUUGAAAAUCAGAUACUGCACCAAAUACAGUAUUUUUUGGUAGUGUUUUUAAUGAGUGCACCUAUAUUACUAAUGCUGUGCAAAUUCAUGUUACUGGUCAUGUUGUAUUACAAACAGACUUGCAUGAUUAACCAGUUUGUUACACUUUUUUAAAUUGGAGUAUCUAUGACUCAGAUCAGACUGGUUUCUCUUAUGUAAAUGCACACAUGCAGAAACAGAGUCCAAUUUUACAUGCCCAUAAAGACGUUUGUAAAGAAUUCAACUGUUAUGGUCUGUUGUGUAAAUGUGUAUCUAGGCACUUUAUUAUAAACUGGAAUUUGACCUCAUAUAUGUUACAAGUUGAUCAGACAUUUGACCUAAUUUGUAGUAGCUAUCUGUAUGUUUUGCGGUCUUAAUACAGAUAAGCUUUUUCCAAAAAACUAAUAAAGAACCAUUCUGAUA